AUGUUCUCCAGGCUUAAGUGGACGUUUGGGUCCACAAGGGUUCAAGAACAAAAAUUUUCCUUUAAAAAAUUUUUUUCAAGACCAAAGGGAAUUAAAGGAAAUCCAGGAAGGAGGGGAGAUGAUGGAAUACCUGGAAUAAAAGGAAAGCCGGGAAAAGAAGGUCCUGUGGGUCCGAAAGGCGAUAUGGGACAAAAAGGGAAAGUUGGCAGAAUUUUAGGAAAAUGUGGACCUCCCGGUCCUGUAGGUGAUCCAGGAAAUAGAGGACGUAAUGGGGUUGAUGGUAAAGUUGGAAUUGAUGGAAGACCGGGAAAUCAAGGAAUUCCUGGAGGAUGUGGACAUUGUCCUAAACCUAUUAUAGUGACAAAUAAGUUUAAUGAUAAUUAA
Molecule: messenger RNA, 384 nt
Organism: Meloidogyne enterolobii
Lineage: Eukaryota; Metazoa; Nematoda; Chromadorea; Rhabditida; Meloidogynidae
Source: the annotation of a GenBank genome assembly